Molecule: messenger RNA, 2419 nt
Organism: Rhincodon typus (whale shark)
Lineage: Eukaryota; Metazoa; Chordata; Chondrichthyes; Orectolobiformes; Rhincodontidae
Product: apoptosis facilitator Bcl-2-like protein 14
Exons: 5
Coding region: 340-1233 (297 amino acids)
Biological process (GO): regulation of apoptotic process
Source: RefSeq, a predicted model, not a curated record
UUAGGUACGUGGAGGUCUUGUGAUAAAGUGGGUAGCAUUCUCGCCACUAAGUCAGGAACUCCUGAUUCACGUCCCAUUCACAUCAGGAAUUCACGGCCAAAGAGCAUGUGAUCAUAAUGCAGACAAAGUUGAUUGUCAACCUGCAAAUCUUUCCAACAUUGUGCAAUAGCAGGCAAGUCUUACAGUUGUCUCCUACGUGACCUGUUACAUCUAUUUGUUUGGUUGUUACUCGUGAGAAGAGUAGAUCUGACCGGCUGCAAUACAGUCAUUUGCAGUUGCCACUCGCUGAACGGAUUCUCCCAGAACAAGAAAAACUAAAUUCCACACAUAAGGUAAAUCAUGGAUUUAUCUGAUGCAGGAGAGGAUAGUUCCAUGUUGGACUGCACCUCUAUGGAUGACAACAGUUAUGAGUUCAGAAUAUUGAUGGCCUAUGCACAAAGGACUUUGCCUAUGGCUAAAGUAACUAAAACUGGUAAAAAGGAAGCAGACAUGCCUUCAAUUGGAGUGAGCAGUUUGAGUGCAUCAAAAGUUGAACAACGUCAAACAGACAAAAUCCAAUUUGAUAGAAAAGUGAAAAGUCACGAUCGUAAAUUCAAACACAGAAGGAAACCCCUAUGGAAAAGGAUCCCAUGUUUACGAGGAGAAACAGACAAAUCUGACAUUGACUUCAAAGAACAAGGAAUAAAUGAAGAAGAUAAGAUGGAAUUCAAAUCUUCACAUGAAUUUGCUUUUCCAGACACUAUACAACAAAAUUCAGAGCUUUCUGUCAAUGAUCAGAUUGCUGAAAUGUUGCAGGAGAUUAUGAACUCCACAAUGCAGAAAGGUACCUUCAGGAUGCUUCGUUCCUGUAGUUUGGAAGUUGAUGGAGCUGAAGAUCAUCAGAAAGCCAUAGACUGGAUUAUUGCACUAUUGACCACUGAAGGAGACCAUAUAGAUGAAGAAAUUAAAAAGGACCCCCAGUUUAGCAAACUAUUUGGUGAAAGGUCAUCUUUUUCAAUUUUUAAAACAAUUAUGGAUUCUGUUCUUGAAGCAACCGUGCCUGCAGAAACAAAUUCUGAAAUGGACAGUCAAACAGAAGGAAACUUGAAGAAGAUUGCCUUUGUUGUACAUGCAACCACUAGAUUUGCAGCUGCUGGUUAUCACCCAGUGGCUCGAAUUAUGGGUUUUGGAGCAAAGUAUUUGCAGGAACACUAUACUACCUGGGUCAUGCAGAAGGGAGGAUGGGUAAGUUGAUAUGGCAAAUUCUUAAACAUUUAAUCUUGCUUUCUCCUUGAUGAAUAUAUCUCCGUAAACACCAGAGAAAUGUUUCAGUCUGGUUAACUGGCUCAUGAACCCCCACAAGCAUUUGUCGAUGAAUCACCAUUAUGUAAGUUUACAUUGCCUUUGACAUUUGAAAUUCCUUCCCGCAUCAAUUAAAUUUCUUCUCACUUUACCUUACAAAUCGAUAGCCUUGUUCUACCCCAUUUCUACAGUCUGCUCCAAUUCUGCAUCCUUUCCAGAUUCUAUCGUGUGAUAGAUCCUUGCUGAAACCACCUUGGUGCCUUAAACAUUUCCAAGGUUUUUGAUGUACAAGGAGCCUGUGUGUGGUUUCUCCUCUGGCUAGGGGUCACUUGGCACUGUCUCUGUGGGGAAGAGGCACCUGGAGUGAAUAGCAGGUUCCCUGACCCCUGUUGCCAUCCCUUUGGUCCUGAGGAUCAGGGGCUUGGGGGGGCGAAGGAAUGAAGGUAUAUGCACACCUCCAGCAAACCCUUAGUGUGCUUUACUGGCUCUCCAUGGCAGAUGCCAACCUAACCAUGGUGGCAGCCAGACAGUUGCAUGAUUCACUUCACUGCUACAACUUGUGGACAAUGAGGGGCAUUGUGUACUAUAUACCCCUGUCUGUCAUUCCUCUUCCUCCCUGUGCAUUUGCUCCCUGAUUACUGACACCACAGUGUUAUCUCCCUACCUGAAGUUGAGCAAGUGCCUGGGUGUUUCUAUCUUGUCCAGCUGCAGAGCAAAGUGUUCACCAGGUUGUGUUCCCAAGCUUUCUAAGACUUACAUUCCCACCGAGGGGCCAGUGUCUGAGCUGGUGGGGCAUACAGCCAUGCUGAUGCUUCCUCUGAGGCCUCAAUAUUCUGCCCUCCAAGAUUAAGGAGGUGGCUUCUAACAAAGCUGACUGUUUCUUCAUGGAGGUGACAGGGAUACAAUGCAGAGAGAAGAAAUCACAGCCAUUGGUUAGAAAUGAAUGACGCUGCCAGUGGGAUUAAAGUGACAGCUGCAAUGAAAUAAAGAAAGGUGCUUACUGAGUUGGGAGAAUGUCAAAGUCUCAGUAUCUCUGCAGGAGUGACACCAGUCUUUUCCUAUGAGGACCAGGACUGUCUCUUUGUAGGAGGUGAGGAGUCAAAUGUUUGGCAACCUGCCAUCUGUCUGGGCAUUUUUG